Melospiza georgiana is the source of this 706-nucleotide messenger RNA. It is a transcript of the gene TMEM98, whose product is annotated as transmembrane protein 98. The record is from RefSeq and is a predicted model, not a curated record. Lineage: Eukaryota; Metazoa; Chordata; Aves; Passeriformes; Passerellidae. The coding region runs from base 26 to 706 and encodes 226 amino acids. The transcript is spliced from 6 exons. Gene Ontology annotation, cellular component: endoplasmic reticulum.
UGAGCCCCUGUGGCAGGGACAAGCCAUGGAGACCGUUGUCAUCGUGGCCAUCGGGGUGCUGGCCACCAUCUUCCUGGCGUCCUUCGUGGCGCUGGUGGUGGUGUGCAGGCAGCGCUACUGUCACCCCAAGGACCUGCGCCACCACUAUGACACCAAACCCAUCGUGGACCUGAUGGGGACCACGGAGACGCCGUCAGAGCCCUCGGAGCUGGAGCUGGACGAUGUGGUCAUCACCAACCCCCACAUAGAGGCCAUCCUGGAGAACGAGGACUGGGUGGAGGACGCCUCGGGUCUGGUGUCCCACUGCAUCGCCAUCCUGAAGAUCUGUCACACGCUGACGGAGAAGUUGGUGGCCAUGACCAUGGGCUCAGGUGCACGUGUGAAGUCCCCAGCCAGCCUGGGUGACAUCAUCGUGGUGGCCAAGCGCAUCAGCCCCAGGGUGGACGACGUGGUGAGAUCCAUGUACCCCCCGCUGGACCCCAAACUGCUGGACGCAAGGGCCGCGGCGCUGCUGCUGUCCGUCAGUCACCUGGUGUUGGUGACCCGCAGCGCCUGUCGCCAGCCGGCCGCGCGCCACUGGGUCGAGCGCUCGCUGGCGGCCGCCGAGGAGCACAUGGCCGUGCUGCGCCAGGCCGCCAUGGCCACCGAGCCCGAGCGGCCACCGGCCCCCGGAGAGCCGCCCCGCCAGGAGCAGUCGGCCAUCUGA